AUGUUGAUCUAUUUCUUGCUUGGCUCCCUUCCAUGGCUAACCAGCAACCACGAGAAGCUCUCCACCUCUGACAUACUCGAACGCAAAGUGGACACCACCAUCGCAGAUUUAUGUGAUGGUGUUCCUCCUGAAUUCGCAAACCUUCUAGUCUACUCGCGGUCUCUUUCGUUCUCAGAAGAUCCUGACUACGAUUACCUUCGCUCAUUGCUUCGCGGUCUUCACACCACAGAAAUUGGCUUGCUGGAUUUCAUCCAGCCCAAUGACCCUGUCAUACAUUCUCCAACCUCCAACAUUCACUCGGUGGCUGAGGUGGUGUUGCUGUGCCUACCAAAACCAACACCUGUUCACAAAUCAACUCGUGUGUGA
Molecule: messenger RNA, 366 nt
Organism: Suillus plorans
Lineage: Eukaryota; Fungi; Basidiomycota; Agaricomycetes; Boletales; Suillaceae
Exons: 1
Coding region: 1-366 (121 amino acids)
Biological process (GO): signal transduction; peptidyl-serine phosphorylation
Cellular component (GO): nucleus; cytoplasm
Molecular function (GO): protein serine/threonine kinase activity
Source: RefSeq, a predicted model, not a curated record